Messenger RNA from Iphiclides podalirius (scarce swallowtail), 3759 nucleotides. The record is from the annotation of a GenBank genome assembly. NCBI's taxonomy places the organism in Eukaryota, Metazoa, Arthropoda, Insecta, Lepidoptera, Papilionidae.
AUGAAAAAAAAAUAUAAAGUUAAUGAUCUGUCCAGUGUUGAGUUCACAAAAAAUGUGCCUGGAAGUGAUAAAGACAGCUCAUCUGAGGCAGAAUCAAAGACAGAAGAGUUGCCUAACAUCUCAUUCUUCACACUGUUUAGAUUUGCGACUACCAGAGACAAGGCCUUCGUAUUUUUUGGGAUACUAUGUUCGAUAUUAUGUGGAGUAACAACACCAAUAAACACCCUGCUGUUCGCCUCUUUACUACAAAGUAUGGUAGACUAUGGCAUAUCUGUCAUUAUGGGUGAACCUCAAAACGAUGAGUUCCUCAGAGAUGUCGGUCUUUUCGCCUUGUACAACUGUUUAGUUGGAGCUAUACUUGUUACGUUGUCAUAUGCAGCCACAGUACUUAUGAACGUUUCCGCUUAUAAUCAGGUAUACAAAAUACGUCAAGAAUAUCUCAAAGCGGCGUUGAACCAGGAUUUUGAGUACUUCGAUAUGCAUCAAACUGGUGAUUUCGCGUCUAAAAUGACUGACGACGUCGUGAAAUUGGAGGAAGGCAUCGGUGAGAAAUUGGGCACGUUUGUCUUCUAUCAGUCGUCUUUUGUUAGCUCCAUAGCGAUGGCUCUUAUAAAGGGAUGGAAACUCGCAUUACUUUGCCUGAUAACAUUCCCCGUAACUUUGUUUUUGGUUGGCAUCGCUGGACUGAUUGCAUCGAGACUGUCUAAAAAAGAGGCUGUGGCAUCUGGUAAAGCUGGGGCCGUGGCAGAGGAGGUGUUGUCCGCUGUGCGAACCGUUUACGCUUUCAGUGGACAAGAGAAAGAGAUAGACAGAUACAGGACGUAUCUGGAUGAGUCUAGAAGUAUCAAUAUCAAAAAAGGAUUCUUCACCGGCUUGGCGAUGGGAUUCCUAUUCUUCUGUAUAUUUUGCUCCUACGCUAUGUCCUUUUGGUUCGGCUAUAAACUGAUGGUGGAUGAGCCGGAGAAUUACGACGUUAACACCAUGGUAGCGGUUUUCUUCGGUGUUCUGAUGGGCUCCGCAAAUUUCGGUAUAUCGUCCACUCUGAUGGAGGUGUUCGGUAUAGCGCGUGGUGCCGGCGCCCAGAUCUUCAACCUCAUCGACCAGGUGCCCACAAUCAAUCCGCUGAUGAAUCGUGGCGUGGUGCCCGACUCAAUAGAAGGCAACAUCGAAUUGAAAGACGUCUACUUCCACUAUCCCUCCAGACCUGAUGUGCCCGUCUUAAAAGGCGUGAACCUGAGCGUGAAGCGCGGGCAAUCGGUGGCGCUGGUGGGUCACUCGGGUUGCGGAAAGUCCACCAUCAUCCAACUCAUAUCGCGCUGCUAUGACAUCGUCGACGGCAGCGUGCACGUGGACGGGAACGACGUGAGGAACCUGUCAGUGCGCUGGCUGCGCGACCAGAUCGGCCUGGUGGGGCAGGAGCCGGUGCUGUUCAACACCACGGUCCGGGAGAACAUACGUUACGGGCGCCCCGAAGCGACCGACGCUGAAAUCGAAGCAGCCGCUAAGCAGGCCAACGCGCACCGCUUCGUCACGAAACUGCCGGCGGGGUACGACACAUUGGUGGGCGAGCGCGGCGCCUCGCUGUCUGGUGGACAAAAACAGAGAAUCGCCAUCGCCCGUGCGCUGAUACGCAACCCGCGCAUAUUGCUGCUCGACGAGGCAACCAGCGCUUUAGACACAUCGUCCGAAUCCAAAGUGCAAGCCGCACUUGACAGGGCUCAGGAAGGUCGAACAACUAUUGUCGUCGCUCAUAGGCUAUCGACUAUAAGAAACGUAGACCUAAUCUACGUUUUCAAAAGUGGUACAAUCAUCGAGUCCGGAAAUCACGAAGAACUUAUGAAGAGCAGAGGUCAUUACUAUGAUAUGGUAAUGAUACAGUCAUCGCCGGAGAAUGACGAGGCUUCAGAUGGGUCACGUGUGUUAGCAAGGAAAGAAUCUGAAAUGGUCGAGGAAGACGAAGAUGAAGAAAUAAAGACGAAAAUAGAAGAGAAGGAAGACAUCGAGAAUGAGGCACGGUCAUCGUUCUGGCGCGUGGUACGUCUCAACUCACCCGAAUGGAAGUCAAUAACCGCAGCAAGUCUGUUUUCGGUGUGUAGUGGAUUCGGCAUGCCCCUUCUGGCUGUAAUCCUUGGUGACUUCAUCGGUGUCUUAUCCAAUCCCAACUCUGACGAAGUGCUAGCAGAAAUACAAAGGUUUGCCCUCAUUUUCGUCGGUAUAGGCGUGUUCACGGGAAUCUCCAAUUUCAUAACGGUGUUUUUCUACGCGAUAGCUGGGGAACAUCUCACGGCGCGUCUGAGGCUCUUAAUGUUUGACAAAUUGCUACAACAAGAAAUUGCGUUUUACGACGACAAGAACAAUUCGACGGGGGCUCUUUGCGCGCGUCUCUCCGGUGAAGCGGCUACAGUACAGGGGGCAACCGGACAAAGGAUAGGGACUGUGCUACAGGCAGUUGGGACCUUCAGUUUUGCAUUAACCCUUUCACUGAUAUACGAAUGGAGGGUAGGAUUGGUGGCACUGACUUUUGUACCGGUGCUGUCGGCUAUACUCUACAAAGAGGGUCGUUUAGUUAGCGCCGAAUCGUUUGGAACGGCACAAACGAUGCAAAGCAGCUCCAAGGUGGCAGUAGAGGCGGUGGCCAACGUGCGCACUGUCGCCUCUCUAGGCAGAGAGGAGACCUUCGUCAGCGAAUACGCUCGCCAACUGACGCCCGCCCUCCACGCCGCAAAGCGGAUCACGCACUGGCGAGGCCUCGUCUUCGGUCUAUCCAGAGGUCUCUUCAACUUCGUCUACGCAGCCGCCAUGUACUACGGCGGCACGCUGAUGGUUUACGAGAGCGUCGACUACGCUGUCGUCCUCAAAUCGGCUCAAGCGCUACUAAUGGGUGCCUCGAGCGCGGCUCAAGCUUUCGCGUUUGCUCCAAACUUCCAGAAAGGCAUCAAAGCAGCGGGACGCAUUAUCGUCCUGUUAAACAAACAAUCCACGAUACAGGACCCGGACAAGCCUGCCGUUGAAAACUUUAAAGGCACAGGGGAGGCAAGUCUUCAAAAGGUGGAGUUCAGGUAUCCGACGCGUCCCCUGAUUCAAGUGCUCAAAAAGUUCGAUCUGGAGAUCGAACAGGGGAAGACUUUCGCUUUGGUGGGCGCCAGUGGUUGCGGGAAGAGCACCGUUAUCCAACUCCUUCAGAGGUAUUACGAUCCCGACGCAGGCAUAGUGGCAUUUGAUGGUAUACCGCUACCGAAGCUACGGCUAAAUGACGCCCGACAGGCGAUCGGCUUCGUACAACAAGAGCCUAUCCUGUUCGAUAGAACUAUUGGUGAAAACAUCGCGUACGGUGAUAACUCGCGCAAACCGAACAUGGACGAGAUCGUAUCAGCGGCGAAGCAAGCGAACAUUCACAAUUUCAUUGUUUCAUUGCCUAUGGGCUACGACACAAACAUUGGCUCCAAAGGCACCCAGUUGUCGGGCGGUCAGAAGCAGCGAAUUGCGAUUGCCCGCGCACUAAUACGGCGACCGAAAAUGCUACUCCUAGACGAAGCGACGAGCGCUUUGGACACCGAAAGCGAGAAAGUGGUGCAGGACGCGCUUGACGCUGCUAAGGCCGGUCGCACGUGCGUGAUGAUCGCCCACCGACUGAGCACGGUUCGCGACGCGGACCUCAUCUGCGUUUUGCGGGACGGCAACGUCGCGGAGAGCGGCACCCAUUCCGAGCUCAUGCGCGCCCAAGGACUCUACUACAAACUCAACCUACAAGGUCACGCG